Tricharina praecox is the source of this 1903-nucleotide messenger RNA. RefSeq lists its product as uncharacterized. Lineage: Eukaryota; Fungi; Ascomycota; Pezizomycetes; Pezizales; Pyronemataceae. The record is from RefSeq and is a predicted model, not a curated record. Gene Ontology annotation, molecular function: protein binding. The transcript has 3 exons. Bases 314 to 1483 code for a protein of 389 amino acids.
CCACCAACAACCACCACCACCACCACGAGACCCUCCACCGCCAGCCAGCCAGCUAGAACGGCGUCCUUCCAAAUAGAACCGUCCCGUCCCGUCCCUUCCUUGCACCACCACACCCCGCCCCCUCCAUCCUCGUCCGUCCUCGUCCGUCCUCGUCCGUCCUCGUCCGCCGUCCUCCACCAUCUGUCGACGUCAGGUACCAGAACUCGAAACUCGAACCACCACCACAGGCUCGCGCGCGAGAAAAAAAAAGACGACCACCACAACACCACAACACAGCACAACACAACACAACCCACCACAACCCACCACAAGCAUGACGGAGGCAACGCCAACGCCAACGCCUCCAUCGCCGCCCGUGCCCGUGCCCUUGUCCUUUCCCGCGCCCUUACCCGCUUCGGCACCAGCUCCAGCUCCAGAAGCAAAGCCGUCACAGGAGCCGACACAGGCACCGUCACAGGCACAAGAACCGGAACACACGCCAUCCGCCGCGCCCGACACACCGCCGCCGACGGAAGGCGCGCGCACAGCGACGCUAGUAAUAUCCGACGAGUCCCCGCCCGUCGACGUGAUCGACGACGACGAGGACCUGCUCGACGAAUACCCGCCCGACAUCGAGGAGCUCGACCUCAUCCACCUGCGCAUACUGUCGAUUCCUGCGCUGAGGCUGGAGAGGUUCCUGAAAAUCACGAAAUUAUGUCUCCGCCAAAACCGCAUCGAGCGUAUCGAGGGACUGGAAGUCCUGGCGGACACGUUAACGGAGCUGGACCUGUACGACAACGCGAUCGGGCACAUCAACGGCGUCGAGAAGCUCACGAAGCUGACGAGUCUGGAUCUGUCGUUCAACGGCAUCAAACACAUCAAGCGUCUGGAGCCGCUGAAGGAUCUGCUGCAGAACCUGUAUUUCGUGCAGAACCGCAUCAGCAGGAUCGAGGGCCUGGAGGGGUUCGCAAGGCUCACGAAUUUGGAGUUGGGUGCAAACAGGAUUAGAGAGAUUGAGGGGCUAGACUCCCUCGUUUCCCUCGAGCAGCUGUGGUUGGGGAAGAAUAAGAUUACCGAGCUGAAGAAUCUCGGAACGCUCACAAAACUCAAGAUCCUAUCGAUCCAAUCCAACCGGCUAACGGAAAUCAAAAACCUCGAGAACCUUUCCGAGCUCGAAGAGUUCUACGUAUCGGACAACGCGCUGACGGAGAUCUCCGGGCUGACGCACAACCCCAACCUCAAAGUCUUCGACGUCACCAACAACAACAUCUCGCACCUGUCGGGGCUCGAGCAUGUCCCGCAGCUGCAGGAGCUCUGGGCUAGCAGUAACAACCUCGCCUCGUUCGCAGAGGUCGAGGCUCAGCUCAAGGAUAAGGAACAUCUAGAGACUGUGUACCUCGAGGGAAACCCUCUGCAGAAAGAUGCGGGUAUCACCUAUAGGAAUAAGGUCCGCCUCGCCCUGCCGAGGAUUAAGCAGAUCGACGCGACGUAUAUUAGGGCUUAACGCAAGAGUGCGAGGCGAUGCGCGGGCGAGAAAGCGUCGGGAGUUUGCAAUUGGAACGUGGGUUAAAUGGGGCUUUCUUUUCUUCUCUGUGAUGAUGAUGGAUGGGAUGCAUACGGGUUCUGCGGAGGGGAGGGGAGGGGAGAGGAGGGGGUAGGUGAUACAAUAAUAAACGGGGACGGUUCGGGUGAUCGCGAGUCCCGAGUCUCGUAUGUACGGUACGUCGUGGAAGAAGUAAGAAGUAGGAAGUAAGAGUUGCAGACUGGCUGUCUGUCUGUCUGUGAUUGGUGAUUUGGCGAGCAAUCGGCGGUGAUAUUAAGGAAGGGAGAAGGCUGUGAGUGUAUGUGGUCAUCCAACAUCACUCGUGAUUUCAAGUUGGCUUUGAAGCUUGAACGCCAAUGGUUAUAGAUAUGUAGAGUACAG